CUACGGCUGUUGUUGUUGGUAUGCUCCCGUUUCCAGCGUAUAGGAAAGAGAGGAGAAAGCAAGGAGAGAGAAUUUGCAGUGGGGAUUCAGAUUUCAGACUUCUUCAGAGGUGUCCUGUAAAAAGUUGUCAUUUAGAAUGUUUCUUCAGGGCCAAGGCCAAGGCCAGUAAGAGAGGAGAAAGACAAAGUAAACAACAACAGAGAUAGAUCAUAUAGAUCUGUGUAUGAGAAAGAGAAAUAUAGACAAGGAAACACAGAGAAUGCCAGGAAGCUUAGAGCCAUUGGACACAGCGGUACAGAUCCCAUACCACUUCAGAUGUCCAAUCUCGCUGGAGCUCAUGCGCGAUCCUGUCACGGUGUGCACCGGUCAGACCUACGACCGAUCCAGUAUUGAGUCAUGGGUCGCCACCGGCAACACCACCUGUCCCGUCACCCGCGCCCCUCUCUCCGACUUCACCCUCAUCCCCAACCACACCCUCCGCCGUCUCAUCCAGGACUGGUGUGUCGCCAACCGAUCGCUCGGGAUUGAGCGCAUCCCCACUCCGAAACAACCCGCCGAUCCCGCCCUCGUCCGCACUUUGCUCGCCCAAGCCGCCUCAAACUCUAGCACUUCCCACUCACGCCUCUCCGCCCUUCGCCGCCUUAGAGGACUGGCUCGGGAUUCCGACAAGAACCGCUCUGUCAUCUCCGCAAGCAAUGCCCCGGAUACGCUCCUUCCCAUCGUCUUUGCCGCCGAUAAAGAGAGAGAACCAGACGAGUUGACUCACGAAUCUCUCGCGCUACUCGUCAUGUUACCGCUUGUCGAGUCUCAGUGCGAAUCCGUAGCUUCACAACCGGACCGAGUCACCUUUCUCGCUUCCCUUCUCUCUCACUCUUCUAUCGAGGUCCGCGUCAAUGCUGCUGCACUCAUUGAGAUCGUGGCCGCAGGGACUCGGUCGGUUGAGCACCGGAUCCUAAUUGGCAAUGCCGAUGGGGUGAUGGAAGGAAUAACCAGGAUACUAAGCAACCCGUUAGCUUACCCUAGAGCCCUCAAGGUGGGGAUUAAGGCCUUGUUCGCUUUGUGCUUGGUGAAGCAAAGCCGACACAAGGCGGUGUCGGCCGGGGCAGUUGAUGCGCUAAUUGACAGGUUAGCCGAUUUCGAGAAGUGCGACGCAGAGCGAGCCCUGGCGACCGUGGAAUUGCUCUGCCGGAUCCCAGAGGGCUGCGCGGCGUUUGCGGAACACGCGUUGACGGUUCCUCUUCUAGUGAAGAUCAUCCUGAAGAUAUCGGAUCGGGCGACGGAGUACGCAGCGGGUGCUCUGUUGUCGCUUUGCUCUGCGUCAAAGCAGCUGCAGAGAGAUGCAGUAGCGGCGGGAGUGGUGACGCAGUUAUUGCUUCUUGUGCAGAGUGAUUGCACGGAGAGAGCGAAGCGCAAGGCGCAGUUACUGCUUAAGCUUUUGAGGGACUCAUGGCCCGAUGAUUCAAUCGCCAAUUCUGACGAUUUUGGUUGCAGUGAUGUUUCCCCAUUUUGAUUCUUCAUCAUCAAACUCCACUUCUAUUUUUCUUCAAAAAAAAAAAACAAAAAUUAAUGAUUUAUAGUUGGGUGUAUAAACAUCUGUAUGUAUGUAUCUCUUUGUAUGUAAGAAUUUUGUUUAGAAAGAACAGAGCAAGAGAGAAAGGUCUAAUUGUAAUUUUGUCUUUAAGUUACAGCCACUAGAAUGAACGAGUUAAAUUAACGAUGAUGCUUGGUUUCACAAA
This is a messenger RNA of Nelumbo nucifera (sacred lotus), 1736 nucleotides long. RefSeq names its product U-box domain-containing protein 26-like. Gene Ontology annotation, biological process: protein ubiquitination. Lineage: Eukaryota; Viridiplantae; Streptophyta; Magnoliopsida; Proteales; Nelumbonaceae. Gene Ontology annotation, molecular function: ubiquitin protein ligase activity. The record is from RefSeq and is a predicted model, not a curated record.